UGAAAAAGAUUCCAAGAUUCAUUCGCUCUCCGAUGGCGACGUCAAGUCAUCUCCUUCUCCUCUUCCUCGUAACCACCGUCUCGUUCCUCACUUCCGCCGCUUAUCCUCCGUCACAGACGCCGCAAGAUCACCUACACGCCGACAGAAUCAUCGAAGCCAUGAUCGGAGCAGGCGACUUCCGCGACUGGGCCUCCGAUUUCCUCUUCGCCGUCGAAGACCAAGUCGGCAUCCCUCUCUCCGCCACCAUUUUCAUCCCCACCGACUUCGACACCUCCGACCUCUCCACCACCAACGGCGGUCGUCCUCGUCUCUCAGUCGCUUAUCACAUCGUUCCUCAACGUCUCUCCUUCACCGACCUCCGUUUCUUGCAACCUCUCUCUCGCCUUCCCACUCUUAUCCCCGGAAACUCAAUCGUCGUCACCAAUAACUCCGUUUCCGGUUUUACAGUCGACGGCGUUCUCCUCACCGAACCGGAUCUUUUCCUCUCUUCUACGGUGGCUAUUCACGGUGUCGCUUCGUCUCUCGAUUGCUCCCGUUACGGUAAAAACGCUGCUACUGGUUUGGUCUACGAGAUUUUUCGCCGUCAGCGUUGUCGUCCUGAAUUCGACAGCAAUCGAACAUAUGCUUCUUCUGUGUCCAUCCCACGCUUAUCAGCUACAUGCUCGUUCUUGCUUCCAUUGGCUCUCCUAUUCUUCUGAAUCUUACUACGUACAUUCUCAAUGCUUCAGGGCAAGAACGAACAUCUUUCUUUCUUUGUUUUUUUCAAGAUUCUGUGAAACUCUGUACAUAAUUCAUAAUCUGAUACGGGAUGGAUAGGAUUUGGGAGCUUUCUUGAGUUGUAAUCUUGCUAUUAUACUUUGGUCAAAAAAAAAAAAAAUCUUGCUAUUAUAGAUUCACAUUUAACAGAAUUAUCUGGUUUACAAAAUUACAA
This is a messenger RNA of Raphanus sativus (radish), 931 nucleotides long. Its product is annotated as FAS1 domain-containing protein SELMODRAFT_448915. The transcript has a single exon. The record is from RefSeq and is a predicted model, not a curated record. Bases 33 to 698 code for a protein of 221 amino acids. Lineage: Eukaryota; Viridiplantae; Streptophyta; Magnoliopsida; Brassicales; Brassicaceae.